Capronia coronata CBS 617.96 is the source of this 2634-nucleotide messenger RNA. Its product is annotated as STE/STE20/PAKA protein kinase. Gene Ontology annotation, molecular function: ATP binding; protein serine/threonine kinase activity. Gene Ontology annotation, cellular component: cytoplasm. Lineage: Eukaryota; Fungi; Ascomycota; Eurotiomycetes; Chaetothyriales; Herpotrichiellaceae. Gene Ontology annotation, biological process: protein phosphorylation; regulation of MAPK cascade; intracellular signal transduction. The transcript has 4 exons. The record is from RefSeq and is a predicted model, not a curated record. Bases 1 to 2634 code for a protein of 877 amino acids.
AUGGAUCUGAAUGCCGAUGUCGACACCGGCACCACUUUCAAACGUCGUCGAGCAACGUUGACCAAGAAUCCUCCUCCCUCCGCCUUCCCCUUUGCUCACUCACUUCGCAAACCUCAAUCCACCGCGAUCCUCCAGCGUGCGCCCUCAGCUCCUCAAGUACGCAGUCAAGCGACCUCACAGUCGAACCGCGACUUCCACCACCGAACCCAGUCCUCCGCCUUCGACUCCUCGACCUCGUCCCUCGAUCACCUCAGCAGAGAUCACUCCCCCGUCUUUCCAUCCUCUGACUCCUUCGCAACCGCUGCCAACAACCGUCAAUCACCUCUCACCUCUACUUCCGCGUCUCAGGCCUCAGAUGCCCGGCACAACGACUUGAUCGGCGCGCCCUUCGAUGCCUCAGGUCUCCUCUCAUCCUUCCAAGCCGUCACCACGAAUGAGAAAUACAAUACCGGUGUGCAGUCGCCGCAACCUCCUCCACUAAAUCACGUCAAUACCAGCCCCGAUCUACGCCAACACCCGUUGCGAACCUCACAGACGUUUGGCCCUGGAGGCCUUGCGAUGAUGGAAGUCACUCCUCCCAAGUCGGAGAACGGUAUUCUGAGUCCCAAGCGGUUCUCAGGUGAUGGACAGGCGAAACCUGCAGGACCGUUUCGCAAGAAGAGCGGCUUCUCAAGCUUCGUCAAUAAUAUGCUCGGCUCUCCCAGGACGAUCAAGAUCUCCGCGCCCGAAAACCCCUUGCACAUUACUCAUGUUGGUUACGACAAUCAGACUGGGCAGUUUACGGGACUCCCUGCGGACUGGCAGAGGAUACUAUCUGACAGCGGAAUUCCGAAGACUGAGCAGGAACAGAACCCUCAAAUGAUGGUGGACAUUGUCGAGACUUACAGAAGCAACUUUGACGGCACAGAUGAUGGCGUCUGGCAGAAAUUCGACCAUGCAAAGCUUUCCAACUCUCCUCAGAGUAGCAGCAACAGCAGCAGCCAUCAGGGACCAGGGCUGACUAGUCCGAGCAUUGGAUCCAACUCCACUGCGUAUUCGCCAAUGGUUGGAGUAAUGUCGCCUCCGGCAAGUCCUCGUUUCCCGCAAAAUCAUGAAGGCAGCUUCGAAAAUCCUCGAGCACCACCUCCGAUCCCAAAAGCUCCUGUGACAAGUCCUGCGCCUGCAAUGAGAUCUGGUCAAGCUAUCAUGAUGCCGAACCGAGCCCCUCCAAGACCUCCUCAGCAACACUUGCGAGACCUCGCACCGGCACGUCCUGCUCCCUCCCCUCCUGUUACGCGAGAUCUGCCGUUGCGACCAUCAGAAGAACACCCGAAACAGCCACCCUUGACAUCUUCAACUCCGGUCUUACCACCAACCCCUGGGGAUGCAGCACGUAGUCGGGCCAAUUCCAAAAGCUCGGCGCUUACGCCUCCUCGUUCGCAGGCAGCGGUUCAGUCGCCAGUUCAAUACCAGCAGCAGCAGGAGCAUGCGAUGAUGUUGGCCCAACAAGCCAUCCAGAGCAAGCAGCUUGACCGUAGUCGGAGUCAGCGGCAGGCUGCGCAAGGUGCGCCCGACGUUCCACCCAAGAUGUUGCCUCAGCACGCCAGUCCGAACGUCCCACAAACACAGUUUACCGCUGUCACAGACUCGCCGGCUUUGCACGGUACACAGCAGAUGGCCAUGGUUGGACCUGCGCCAGGUCCCAGACCUCGGACGAGGCGGCAGCAGAGCACCAUGGUUGAUAUCACAGCAAGACUGAAAGCGAUUUGUAGCCCGGGAGACCCCACCACAAAGUACACCAACCUCAACAAGAUUGGGCAGGGCGCUUCAGGAGGCGUGUUCACCGCCUAUGAGACUGGCACAAAGAGAUGUGUUGCGAUCAAGCAGAUGAACCUGGAACAACAACCAAAGAAGGACCUCAUUAUCAACGAGAUCCUUGUCAUGAAAGACAGCAAGCACAAGAACAUCGUCAACUUCAUAGACAGUUACUUACACAAUGGUGAUUUGUGGGUGGUCAUGGAAUAUAUGCAAGGGGGCAGUCUCACGGACGUGGUGACCUUUAACGUUAUGAGCGAAAGUCAAAUCGCAGCCGUGUGCAGAGAGGCAAGUGGUUUCAUGAUGACGCUGAUGACACUUCAUCUGCAUUCCAAGAACGUGAUCCACCGAGACAUCAAAUCCGACAACAUCCUGCUCUCGGAACGAGGCGACAUCAAGCUCACUGACUUUGGCUUUUGUGCACAAAUCAAUGACACCCAGAACAAGCGCACGACAAUGGUGGGGACGCCAUAUUGGAUGGCUCCGGAAGUGGUCACCCGGAAAGAGUACGGUCGAAAGGUAGACAUUUGGAGCCUAGGUAUCAUGGCCAUCGAAAUGAUCGAGGGAGAGCCGCCUUACUUGACAGAGUCACCACUGCGAGCGUUGUACCUGAUUGCUAAGUACGGAACGCCUCGUAUCAAGGAUGAGCAAGCGCUCUCACCAGUCUUCCGAGACUUUCUGCAUUUCGCUCUGAGGGUGGAACCUGAGAAGCGAGCAAGCGCACAUGAUCUGCUACACCAUCCUUUCCUUCAAAACUGCGCUCCGUUGGCUAGCCUUGCUCCUCUUGUUCAGUCGGCCCGAGAGAGCCGAGCUGCGGAAAAGGCCAAUCGGGGGCAUUAG